Molecule: messenger RNA, 1254 nt
Organism: Saccostrea cuccullata (small rock oyster)
Lineage: Eukaryota; Metazoa; Mollusca; Bivalvia; Ostreida; Ostreidae
Product: mitochondrial S-adenosylmethionine carrier protein-like
Exons: 10
Coding region: 145-966 (273 amino acids)
Cellular component (GO): mitochondrial inner membrane
Molecular function (GO): S-adenosyl-L-methionine transmembrane transporter activity
Source: RefSeq, a predicted model, not a curated record
GGAUAACUCUAAUGACAUUGCAUUCGUUCUGCCAUGAGGUCACUGUCUACGUUCAAGUUUUCUUGAAGACGCCCGAAUGAUUGAGUUCAAAACAGAGUCAUGAAUGUAACAGGUUAGCUGUAGACCUUCAUUUAUUUAACGAGAAUGGAUUUAAUGGAGGCGUGGGUCACUGGCUUGGCCGGGGGUUGUGCGGGAUUGUCAGUAGAUGUUGCUUUGUUUCCAUUGGAUACGGUGAAGACACGCCUUCAGAGUGAGGUAGGAUUUGUCCAGGCCGGGGGAUUCCGCGGGAUUUACUCCGGACUGACGUCAGUAAUCACAGGAUCAAUACCUACUGCUGGUCUGUUUUUCUGUACCUAUGAAGGUGUGAAAAUUUUUGGCAGGAGAUACCUACGGGAGGACUUAGAGCCGGUUCUUCACAUGACAGCCGCCUCCGCAGGGGAAAUUACAGCAUGUUUGAUACGAGUUCCUGUGGAAGUGGUCAAACAAAGAGCUCAGGCGACUCGGUUCUCAUCCUCAGCAGUCCUUAGAGAGACAUUGAGGACAGAGGGUGUGAGAGGUUUAUACAGGGGGUACGUUAGUACGGUACUGAGGGAAAUCCCCUUCUCUUUCAUACAGUUCCCACUCUGGGAGUACUUUAAGAAAACCUGGUCUUCCAUACAAGGCAGUCCUGUGGACCCUUGGCAAUCCUCUAUAUGUGGGGCUACUUCUGGCUGUAUAGCAGCAGGGAUCACUACUCCACUUGAUGUUGCUAAAACUAGGAUCAUGUUGGCAGAGACUGGUUCUGCGCUGUCCACGGGAAGCAUAACCUUUGCCCUCAGGGCUGUGUAUAGGGAGAGUGGAACAAAGGGGCUAUUUGCCGGGGUGGUACCCAGGAUGCUGUGGAUAACACUAGGUGGUGCCAUUUUCCUAGGAGUGUAUGACAAAGCCAAGCUUGUUCUGUCCUCCAUUCUCAUAGAGCCAGGUUAAAACAUCGUGAAAUAUUUAGGAUAUAAACUCUUAAAAAAUUAUUUAGUGUAUAAUAACUUCACUGCAGUCUUGAAGUACAAAAUAUUACACUGCAAGUUGUUACGUUAUGCUAGAAUAAACUUAAGGUUUGUAUGUACAGUGUAUUAAACCAAUAUUUACUGUAAAUGAAAACACCUCUUUGCAGUGCCAAAAACAUAUGUACAGGUCCUUUCUUGGACUAAUGACUAGGCUUUUAUGAAAUAAAUGCCUCUUCAUGAGUGAUUAAAUUUUUUUACUGCGCAUUUAAAA